AUGACAUUAACUCUUUGCUUCUUCGUGGCGGCCAUCCAUGGCGCGGCUACGGUACCGCCAAGCGCCUCUGCUCCAGUGGCGCCAUCCGGGAAAUGCCCGGCCAAUUCGACGUUCACCGAGUGCAGCACGAUGUGCGAGCCAAAGUGCGGGGCCGAGAUCAUGAUCUCUUGCAUCGAGAUUUGUGGUCCUGCGAAAUGCCAAUGCAACGCCGGCUUCAAGCGGAACACUGACGGUGCCUGUCUGCUGGCCGCCGAUUGCCCUGCCGGAGGGUUGACUUGCGGCAAGAACGAGCAGGUCGACCAAUGCGGAGCCGCUUGUGAGCCACAAUGCGGCCAAACCGAACCCAUGAUGUGCCCGGCCAUUUGCUUGCCACCAGCCUGCCGCUGUAAGGCCGGAUUCUUCCGUAGCGUCGAUGGGAGCUGCGUGGCCCAGGCUAGCUGCCCGGCCAAUGCGACCACCAAGUGCUUGGCAAAAUGCAGCGCCGGCCAGAAAUGCGUCCUGCAAGAGGUCCAAUGCGUUCGAGCUCCAUGCAACCCAGUGCCAACCUGCGUGCCGGACGACGACACCCCAAAAUGCCUGGCAAGAUGCCGAGCCGGGCAGCGGUGCGUCCUGCAACAGGUGAUAUACAAGCGUGCCCCGUGCAACCCGGUGCCGACGUGUGUCCCGGAAAAUGGAGCCACGGGCUGCGCGGCCGUCUCGUGCAUGGUUGGCCAAAGCUGUGUGGUUGGGGCUGAUGGGACGGGGCGAUGCGUGCAACAGCCAACCGACCGCAACUGUGGCCGCAACGAGUUCUUCAACACGUGCACCGGCUGUGAGGCCACCUGCGAGAAUCGGCAGCCAAUUUGCAACAAGAUGUGCGUUCAGCCGGGCAUGUGCCGUUGCAGCCAAGGGUUCUUCCGCGGAAAUGACGGCUUUUGUAUCACGGCGGAACAGUGCGACUUGCAGGGCGCUUCCUCAGCCCCGACUCUCAGCUGCGCCACUGUUCUCUGCCACCCUGACUCGCCGAGAUGCGUCGAAACGCCCAGCGGACCGCAAUGCGUAGCACCCAACGAUACUUCGGCCACUUCUGCUACUCCCGCCAACCAGCAAUGCGGCAAAAACGAGUUCUUCAACGGCUGUGGUGGAUGCGAGGAUAAGUGUGGACAAACUGGGCCUGUUGCCUGCCCGAUGAUUUGCCGUCUUGAAGGGGCAUGCCGAUGCCAAUCCGGCUUCUUCCGCGACCCGAAUACUAAUGAAUGCGUCACCAAGGACCAAUGCUCCGUUUCAAAAUGCCGUGCACCUUGUCGCAAGGGGUAUAAAUGCAAGAAUACAAGCUAUGGACCGCAAUGUGUUCCUGGAAAAAGGGAAUCGGACGUCCCACAGACCAGCUGUGAACUCGUGGAUUGCCGGUCCGGAAUGGAGUGCGUCAUGGCCCAGCAAAUCUGCCCGGCCGGCCAGAAAUGUCUGCAGACCCCGACGUGCAUCCCGCAAAAUAUUUCCUCCUGCAAAAAUGUCAAGUGCACCGCCGGCCAUCACUGCGCCAUGAUCCAGGUUCAAUGCUUCGCCCCGCCCUGCUACCCGGUACCGCAAUGCGUUUCGGAUGUAGCUGAGGCGACGGAUGCCCCGCCCUCCGGAAUUACAUGUGCUAACGUUCGAUGCGCAGGCCCGUGCGUUGACACUCCCACCGGACCGCAAUGCCAGAGCGAGCAGCCACCACUCGGCCCAUGCGCCACCAUGAGGUGCCGUGCCGGCUUCAAAUGCAUUGAGGAGACGGUGGCCUGUAUCAUGGCCCCGUGCCCUGGCCAAGGAACCCACGGCCGCUGCGUUGCCGUCGAAAAUACUGAGCCCCAAAUCACGUGCGCGAGCACCGACUGUGCUCCGGGAUACACUUGUCAUAUGGCUGAGGUGACAUGCGUGAUGGCCCCAUGCGCACCGCAGCCGCAGUGCGUCCCUGUCAAUUAUACCAAUAUCUGCGACUUCACCGAGGUGUACACGGAGUGCGCCCCGAACUGCGAGGAGACCUGCCAUGGCGUGCAGACUUGCAAAUCUGAGGCAGCGAUCGACAUGUGCCAACCAGGGUGCCGAUGUGCCGACAAACAUCGAAGGAAUGAGCACGGGAAAUGCAUUCGGAACAAAAUGUGCUACAAAAGCCCUGGAUGCCAAGAAAAUGAGGAGUGGAAUAAGUGCUUCGCCUGCGACAAGAAAUGCGGCCAGGAGCUGGACGCGGGCUGCUCCUCGGAUUGCCGCUCGGGCUGCACGUGCAUUAGUGGAUUUGCCCGUAACGACAACGGAACCUGCAUUCCGGAAGUGGACUGU
Messenger RNA from Mesorhabditis spiculigera, 2295 nucleotides. The record is from the annotation of a GenBank genome assembly. Lineage: Eukaryota; Metazoa; Nematoda; Chromadorea; Rhabditida; Rhabditidae.